Molecule: messenger RNA, 1561 nt
Organism: Scophthalmus maximus (turbot)
Lineage: Eukaryota; Metazoa; Chordata; Actinopteri; Pleuronectiformes; Scophthalmidae
Gene: ahsgb
Product: alpha-2-HS-glycoprotein 1
Exons: 7
Coding region: 92-1297 (401 amino acids)
Biological process (GO): negative regulation of endopeptidase activity
Cellular component (GO): extracellular region
Molecular function (GO): cysteine-type endopeptidase inhibitor activity
Source: RefSeq, a predicted model, not a curated record
CUGCCUCUGCCUCUCACUCGAGUUUGCAAACAUGUCCAUGUCUAUUUAACAUGCCGAGCAGCAGCAGUUGAGUCCGUCUCUCUCCUCCACCAUGAAGACUCUAGGCGUCCUGGUGCUGCUGUCUUCAGCGAUGCUGCUUUGUCGCACUGCUCCUCCUUUGGAGCCGGUGACGUGCGGCGACAAUAACAGUGCUGCGGCCGCACGUCUGGCUGUACAUGACAUCAACGAGCACCAUGACCACGGCUACAAGUUCAGGCUUAGUGAGAUCGUGGGCAACAACAUUGAAAAGGUUGAUGACGGCUGUACCAUCGAGUUACAGUUGAACCUUCUGGAGACAGUGUGUCACACUGUCCAUCCCAAACACUUUGAGGACUGUGCGCUCCGUGAUGAGUCUCAGUCGGCGGUGAUGGCCAACUGCACUGUUUCGAUGACUGUAAAAUCUGGCAAUGCCAACGUCACCAAAUAUGACUGUGACACCCGAAAAGUGAAAACUCACGAGGAGAUGAUGAUGUUUUGCCCCGACUGUCCCACAAUGAUCCCACUCAACAGCCCUGAUGGUUUUCCUGUGAGGGAAGCCGUGAAACAAGUCAACUCCAACACCACCAACGAGCGCUACUACGUACUGAAGGAAGUGGGACGGAUAACGGCUGGGUACAUGUGGCAAGGGAUGUUCUACAAUGCUGAGAUUGUCCUUGUGGAGACUCAUUGCCCAAUGUUGUCCAGAAUCGUACCGGAGGCCUGCAAGCCCCUCUGCCCUGACAGAGCUCAUCAUGCGUUCUGCCGCUCAUCUCACAGAAGAGGAAAAGGACUGUUGUCUGUUGAAUGUGAAUACUAUCCCCCUUCAAACGAAACUGCCCUUGGCCCUGGUGAGAGGGAGCCCCGUUGUAACUCUCAUCCUGUGCUCCUUCCUCGCCCUCCUGGCCACCCUCGCCGUGCUGGCCACCCUCACCAUGCUGGCCACCAUGGCCGUGCUGGGAACCCUCACCAUGAUGGCCACCCUCACUCUACUGGCCACCCUCGCCCUACUGGCCACCCUCUCCAUGAUGGCCACCCUCACCCUACUGGCCACCCUCACCAUGAUGGCCACCCUCGCCCUACUGGCCACCCUCACCAUGAUGGCCACCCUCGCCCUACUGGCCACCCUCACCACGAUGGCCACCCUCACCACGAUGGCAGUGGAGGUCACCAUGCUCAUGGCCAACCUGACCAAGGAGUGUUCCUUCAUCCCUUCAGACCCUGUCAUGGAUUAUUGCCUGAGAGUGACCCAGCUCUCCACCCCAUUUGUCCCAUGCCUUGACCUGAACCCCGCCACAGCUCAAAACCCAGGCCAGUCCUGAAAUGCAAGCACAACGCUGAUUUAGAGGGACUAUGACCUUGUUUGUUACUGUUCAGAAGACCUCUCUAAGAGUCUCAUGUGAGAAUGGUCCUUAAAACAUAUUACAGAACGUAAGUGUCAUGGUGUCAGUCUUUGUCAUGCAAAAGGUUUUAACAGAUUGAUAAUGAGUGUGGGUGUUCAAAUCAAUCCAUGAAUUGCAACAAUUAAACAACCUGAAUGAUUUAA